AAUGCCGCCGACUUCAGGCGAGAUUUGGGACCAAGCUUUACCGCCGGAGGAUGUCGACAUUGAUAUUUUAUUACCAAAUUUUUUCAUUAUGCCAAUUACCGUUAAAACAGAUGAUGAUUUAGAGAAAAUUAAGGCGACUGUUUGGAAAAAAGCUAGACAAUUACCCAAUUUUGAAAAUCUAUCCGAUAAAAGUUGCUAUAAUUUUCAAUCAGUUACGAAAGAUGCUAAAGUUGAAGAAUUUUGUGAUGAAACUCGUCGUUUAUGCGAUCUCAGAUUAUUUCGAUCAUUUCUUAAAUUAGUUGACCGUAAAGGUGAUCACAGUGAAGAAAUUUUUCAAUCCGAAUUAUCAACUUUAGUUGGUCCAACUCUUAAUGAAUUUACAGCUCAGCCAAAGAGAGAAGAAUCUUGCUUCCGGUUAAAUAUGUUCAAAUUUUGUUCCGAUAUUGUUAAAAAACGUUAUAAUAAUUUUCUCGAUAUCGAAAACACAACAAGGUUUCUCUAUCCAGCUAGAUUGGAUAAAACUUCUAAAGAUAUAUUCGCUCCUAAACCGUUUUUCAUAAAAUUUCGGAUUGAAGAUUCAAGUUUUACAAAGCAAAUUGAUGACCGUUAUACUCCUUCUAAAAUAGUUAAAGUAUGCUGCGAAAAAGUAGAAAGAGUUAAAAAAGAAUUAAAUGACGAAGAUUAUGUCUUAAAAGUUUUUGGAUCUGACGAAUAUUUAAUUCACGAGAAGACAAUUUCUCAUUAUAGAUAUAUAAGAAUGUGCUUAUUAAGGAAUAUUCAACCUGAAUUUGUUUUGGUAAAGCAGAAAGUUUUUCGGGAAACAAUCGAAUUAUUUUUAAGAGAUUCACGCAUUCAAAAACCUCAAGAGUUUAAUACAGAGAGAUUUAGAAAAAUUACACAAAGAGAACGUAUUUCCGGUACGUUAUCGACGUCAUAUAGAGAACCUCAAACUAUUCUCAUUCGAAGCGGCUCUUACGUUAAUCUUCAAGAUGGUAAAGUUUAUGUUAAAGUCGCUCUUUUUAAUGGCCAAGAUCAAUUAGGAAAAACUGUUCAAACAACUGCCAAAAACGAUCCAAAUUGGGAGCAAGUACUAACAAUACCAAAUAUAGGAGUUUGUCAUUUACCAAGAACAACCAGGGUUGCAUUUGCUAUUUGUACGACGCAGCAGAAGAAAAAUAAGGGACAUGGUGCCGUGGCGUGGGCAAAUAUGAAUUUAUUUGACUUUGAGGGAAAAACUCCAAGAGGUGAUGUUACAAUUCAUAUGUGGCCAACAUCUCCAAGGUGUUCAGAUGCUUUAAAUCCGUUAAGAGGAGUUGAGCAAAAUUAUGUUGAACAAGAGAAGACUACAUUGAUCGUUUGCUUCGACAAAGUCGAUUGUGUUCUAAGAUAUAUGAAUGAUGAUGAGUUUCAAAAACAAUGCGAAAGCGAAACGAUUUCUUAUAAAGAAUCAAUAAUAAGUGAUCACAUUAUUAAUAAUAUAUUACGCCAAGACCCCGUUAGUGCUUCAGAGUUGAACUGCGAAGAAUUGACUUGUUUAUGGGGUGUCAAAAAUAAAUUAAGAAAAGACUACCCACAAUCUCUGCCACUUCUAGUUAGAGUUAUACCAUGGGAACCUCGCGACAAUGAAGAUGAUUCACCUUUUUCAUUUUAUAAAUUAUUAGAACAAUGGCCUCCACUAGAUACUUACACUGCCUUACAACUUCUUUCGCCAGCUUGCACAGACCCAAAAGUUAGAGACUUCGCCGUUAAGUGUUUAUAUAGACAAUUAAGCGACGACGACGUGGAAAUGUAUCUACUUCAAUUAGUACAAUUGUUAAAAUCUGAAACUUAUUUAGAUAACUCAUUAACAAGAUUCCUUUUAGAGAAAUCACUGUCAAACGCUUUUAUAGGACAAUCCUUCUUUUGGCAUUUAAAAUCAGAAAUUAAUCAAAAUAUUGAUUGUAGAAGACGUUUUACCUUAAUUUUGGAAGUAUUUUGCCGGACUUGUGGUCCACUUUUUCCAAUAUUAAGAAAACAAAUGCAGGGUGUUGAAAAAUUGUCAUUUUUAACAAAUUGUUAUAAAGAUGAGACAAGCAAUUUAGUAGAACAACAAAAAAUAGCUCAAGAUUUAAUUAGUAAACACGAUUGUAUUGAAGCUUUGCAAAAUAUACGAUGCUCGGUUAAACCGGAAGUUCUUUUGCAAGAUUUACAAGUUACCGAUUCGAAAGUGAUGGGUUCUAAGAAACGACCAGUUAGACUAUGUUGGAAAAUAAGAGAAAAAGCACCACCUUUCGAAUACGGUUUAAUAUUUAAAAAUGGCGAUGAUCUCCGGCAAGAUAUGCUCACUUUACAAGCUCUUCAAAUUAUGAAUAAGAUUUGGCAACAGAAUAAUUACGAUUGUCGAAUGAAUGCCUAUGGUUGCCUUUCAACCGGUCGCGAUAAUGGUUGGAUUGAAGUUGUUCAAAAUGCUAAAACUGUCACUCAAAUUCAAAAAAAUAAAGGUAUAUUAGACGCUGCUCAAGUUAAGCAUAACGCCCUUCACAACUGGAUUCGUAAAAAGAAUACAAAAGACGAAGACUAUGAAAUAGCCGUUGCAAAUUUCCAGCAUUCGUGCGCCGCUUAUUGCGUAGCUACAUUCAUUUUGGGAAUAGGUGAUAGACAUCCGGAUAAUAUUAUGGUUACCGAAAAGGGUAUGGUUUUUCAUAUAGACUUUGGCCAUUUCUUAGAUCACCGAAAGAAAAAAUUCGGUAUUCAAAGAGAACGUGUUCCAUUUGUGUUAACAUCAGACUUUAUGGCUGUUAUCGGCAAAGGAGAUAAGAGUUUGAAGAAUGAAAACAAUCAAAAAUUUUUUAAGUUAUGUACAGAAUUAUAUAGGAUUAUCCGUCGUGAAGCGCAUCUUUUUCUCACAUUGUUUAUGCUCAUGAUUCCUUGUGGAUUACCGGAAUUACAGUCUAUUGACGAUCUGGAAUAUUUGAAAAAAACUUUAGCCGUAACCCGUGAAGAAAAAGAUGCCAUAGCCUACUUCUGUAAACAUUUAAAAGAAGCUUACGGUGCUUCAUGGACAACAAAAUUGGAUUGGCUUUUCCACAAUUUAGCAAAUUAA
Dimorphilus gyrociliatus is the source of this 3082-nucleotide messenger RNA. Lineage: Eukaryota; Metazoa; Annelida; Polychaeta; Dinophilidae. The record is from the annotation of a GenBank genome assembly.